Messenger RNA from Owenia fusiformis, 3212 nucleotides. The record is from the annotation of a GenBank genome assembly. NCBI's taxonomy places the organism in Eukaryota, Metazoa, Annelida, Polychaeta, Sabellida, Oweniidae.
AAAGUGAGGAAAUUUUUAAAAUAAAAUAUUGUUAAGAAGAAAGCCUUUUUACAGCUUUAAUUUGUGAUUUUAGUAGAAUAUAAUCAAACCAGCGUACUAUUUAUUCUUCAAAGAACGCACGAAAUGCACAAUGGAUGACAUUCUUGAAGAAGUAAAAUUAUUUGAUGAAGAAACACUCCGGAAAAAAUUAAAAGAAUUCGGUGUCUCUAUUGGUCCAGUAAAUGACGCUAUUGUUCGACGAAUUUUCCAGAAAAAGCUUACUAAGUUUAUUGCCAUUGAAAGGGGUAUAUCUGUUGAAGAAAACAAUGAUGGCCACAUUUCGAUUGAAUCAAAGAUAUCGGAAAAUGGAAAGACAACUGAUAAAAUUCAGCCAACACUUCCUCAAAUGCAAAGAUCGGCUGAAUUAUUUUAUAGUUUAUCAGUUCCAAGUGAUGUAGUGUUAGAAGAGGGGCAAAACCUGAUAUUUACAGAUAAAGUAGAAGCUUUUAAAACAGCAAAAAGGCUAAAAGGGUCUCGAUUUAAAGUUUUUAAGACAAUACAAGAAGCAGAAGAAUUCUGUCAAAGAAAAGCCGAAGAAUAUGCAUCUCCUUGUAGGACUAACCCGCAGAUAAGUGUUGAUGUCGGAGAUGGUCCUCAAAAGCCUCAAAUACCUGUAUCAGCUGAGUCCUCUUUGUUCAAGGGACCUAAGGUUCAAGAUCUGAUGAAAAUGCGCAAGAUGAUUGAAAAAGGUGACCUUGAUGGUGUUAAAGAGCUUGUACUCAGUAACCCUAGGUACCUUGUCAGUUCUGGUGAUACACCUACAAUACUGCAGGAGGGAUUCAGAUACAAUGCUCUUCAUGUAGCAGCCAAAUGCAACCAAGCAGCAAUAACACGAUUCAUCUUAGACACCCUUGAAACGGUGAAUUUUGUGCAACUGCUAUACCCCCAAGAUUCCCUUGAUACAUCCACCAGCAGAAUAAAGUUCCUCGUCGACUUGUAUAUCAAUAUGCCUGAUAAAGGAAACAAUGAAACGCCAUUGCAUUUUGCGUCAAAAUUUGGCAACCUGGAUGUCUUGGAGGUAUUGGCAACCCAUCCGCGUAUACAGAAACAAAUCAAGAGCAAGUUUGGAGAAACACCUGCAGAUGUUCUGUGUAGUCGGGUACAGAAUGUAAGCAAAGAAACCAAGGAUAAAAUGAAGGAACUGUUAGAAGAUCAGUUCUAUGUGCCACUCCUGAGAUCUGAUGACAAUAGUACACCACCUGUCAUCUCAGAGCCAUGGUCCCCUGAACAGAGUCAGUCUGACUUUGAUUAUAUAGGUCAGCUACACAGCUCUCCCAGUCAAAGCCCAAGAGACCCCCUUCUCAAUGUGAAGGCAUUUGCAGGUCCCAUGUCACCUUCUAAGGCAUCAGCGUUUCACAAGCAAUGGAUGGGGUCACCUACACAUGGAUCGCCAACACGCAACCUGGCUGAGAUGAAGAAACUGCGUAACAUCAAAUACACCGACCCCGACAAGGGGGUUGAAAGGAUAGGAAGAGGUUUGGCUGCUGAGUUGUGUGUCUCCUGGAAUGAAUAUUGGGAUUUCUUACAAUGCUAUGCUGAUCUGACCACAACAACAGGUCUAGAUAAACUAGAGCAGUUCCUGAGAGAGAAGCAGGAUAUGUACACACAAGAGAAAGAGGCUCAAAAUAUUAAAUGUGAUGAUGAUCUUAAUGAUGACAAUAAAGAUGACAAGGAUGAUUUUGUUGAUUGUGAGGAGCCUGCUGAUGAUGCAGAUGAUACAGACAACCCAUCAACCACAGAAAGUGAUCCUACUGAAGUAUUCAAUAAUGACAUCAAAGCAAAACAAAAUGAUAGCAUUAUGAAUAGCAGUGAUGGUGUAGGUAGUUUGACAUCCCAGAUGGCGCUACUAACUCUUAACAGCCCUAGUGUUGUACCCCCACACUCAAAUAGCAAAAUCACUAGUGACAGAACAGCUGAAGAUGUGUUUAAGUCUAUACCAGAGAAAGAUAGUGGACAGAUAGAGCUGUUUGUUGAUGCCAGUGAUGUGUUUGAAGCCAAAGAAGGGGCUAGAUCCAGCUCCACCCAAAAUGAAUCUGAUUUGUCAAAAUUUGAACCUGGACAGUGCAGUAGUCAUGAAAUCUUGCCAAAUGACAGUGUUAAUCUUAAUGAGAUCAAUGCCACAGCACAGAAUGUAAAAGCCAUUCAACUCAAUCCUACACCAGGUGGAGCUGCUGUAUCUCCAUUGCGAAUGUUGACAUCAAGAGUUACUGGAGGUGUCAGAAAUGUCUAUAAUGGACUAUCGAAUUUGCUUUGGUCUCCCAAAAGCAAAAUCAAUGAUCCCUCAUUUGAUGUCAUUGAAAACAACCCCAUUGAACCCAUCAGUGCACCUGUUCAAUCAAAUGACACGGUAGACUCAGACAUUCCUAACAGUGACCCUGAUGUGAAGGUAACAAAAGUUAAGGACUUUGAUUCAUUUGAUACACCUAAGAAGAUAACUAGACCUAUUGAGGAUGACAGUGUUGAAACUGCCAAGCAGGAAUGUCCUGGGAAACUUGGUCCUCUGGAACACAAGCAAAAUAUUUUCAUUGAUGGGCUCUUUCCCAGUAAGAGGGACGUUGAUGUAUGUAGAGCCCUGGACACAGUUGACAUAGAUCCCAAUACACAUCCAUACAUCUCUCAUUGGCUGUCACUGGUCCAAUCACACUCUGAAGCUGAUAGAAACAGAUGGCCUAGUCCAUGUUCAAGGGGUUAUAGCAAACUGCGACAACAGUAUGCAGGCACCCCUCUUAGAAAUGGACCCAGCCCAUUGGUCGAAAACUCCAUAUCAAAGCGCCAUCUGGAGGGAGUACAGGCCAACCUGAUGCAGUCAUUCGAUGCGAUUGAUUCCAAAUCAUAGACUUUAAACAUUUCUAGAAAAAGACUGAUCAGUAAAGUUAGUUUCCGAGUCAAGUUUGGUGCCAUAUUAAUGCAAAAAUUUUGAAGAGGAGAAGAAUUAUGAGUUUUAAUUCAGCACUGUGAUUUUAGAAUACCUUUAAAUUCAAUCAAAGUAUAUAUUUUAAUGCUAGAAACAUGAUGCCACUGUUGGAACAGUGUUUCUACUGUAACAUGUCAUGCCAUUUUAGUAUAAUUUUUAUUACUAUGCUUUUAUCAAUUUCUUUAAUAUUUAAGAAAUAAUUUUAAAUAAAGACUUAUUAAACUAUAUGCUCUUUCUUUUUGACUCUGUCUAAUAUGUA